UGUUCUCUCACUCAGGGACUUUCAGCUUCAUCUGACCCUCAAAUCAUAUCUCAUAUAGUCUCAUCUGAAGCUGAUUUUAAUACAGGAACAGAAAUGUCUGCUGGAACUGCGUCACGCUGCUACAAUUUCCUGUUUUUCAGCGUCUUUGUCUUUGUCUCAGCAGAGCAGAAAACCAUCACAGCUGAGUCUGGACAGGACGUCACUCUGACAUGUCGAACUCCAAACAACAACAUCACAGCUGUACAUUGGAGCAGAGCUGACCUGAGAGAUAAAAAUGUGCUUUUGUACCAGGAUGGUCAGUUUGAUCCAGAUCAUCAGCAUCCAUCUUUUAAGAACCGGGUGGAUCUGCAGGACAAACAGAUGAAGGAUGGAGACGUGUCUUUGAUUCUGAAGGAUGUGACGAUUAAUGAUGCUGCAAGAUACAAGUGUCAUGUCCUUAUGAAUGAAACAGACUCAUGGAAACUCGUCAGCAUCAUCCACCUGAGGGUUUCCCCAGACCAGAAAAACAUCACAGCUGAGUCUGGACAGGACGUCACUCUGACAUGUCGAACUCCAAACAACAACAUCAAAUCUGUACAUUGGAGCAGAGCUGAGCUGGAAGACAAAUAUGUGCUUUUGUACCAGGAUAAGCAGUUUGUUCCAGAUGACCAGCAUCCAUCUUUUAGGAACCGGGUGGAUCUGCAGGACAGACAGAUGAAGGAUGGAGACGUGUCUUUGAUUCUGAAGGAUGUGACGAUUAAUGAUGCUGGAACAUACAAGUGUGGUGUUGUCCAGGAGAUCGGACAACCUAUGAAACUCAUCGGCAACAUCCAACUUCAUGUUGUUCCUCCAGGUCAGACAGGAGGACAAGAGAAGGAAAGAGGGAAGAAGGAAGAAGUGAAAAAGGAAGAAGGGAAGAAGGAAGAAGGGAAGAAAGAAGAAGGGAAAAAGGAAGAAGGGAAGAAGGAAGAAGGGAAGAAAGAAGAAGGGAAAAAGGAAGAAGGGAAGAAGGGAAGAAAGAAGAAGGGAAGAAGGAAGAAGGGAAGAAAGAUGGAGGGAAGAAGCAUGAAGUGA
Messenger RNA from Oreochromis niloticus (Nile tilapia), 1053 nucleotides. RefSeq names its product neural cell adhesion molecule 2-like. The transcript is spliced from 4 exons. Gene Ontology annotation, cellular component: external side of plasma membrane. Lineage: Eukaryota; Metazoa; Chordata; Actinopteri; Cichliformes; Cichlidae. Gene Ontology annotation, molecular function: signaling receptor binding. Gene Ontology annotation, biological process: regulation of cytokine production; T cell receptor signaling pathway. The record is from RefSeq and is a predicted model, not a curated record. The coding region runs from base 94 to 1053 and encodes 319 amino acids.